UCCCCCUAAUUGAUAUUAUUGGAGUGUGGAGCAAGCGGCCGGUCUGCAGUCGGAGACUUGCAGGCAGCAAACACGGUGCGAAUGUACCGGAGGGGGGAGAGAAAUCAAACAGCUAAGCGUGGAGCAGCCGGCCUGGGACCCAGAAGGGGAUCGAUGCGAGGAGAGCAAUAAUAAAAACAAUAAUAACCCACUUCGGAGCAAACAGCAUCUAAAGAGCUGCGACCCAACUGCAGCCUAAAAUCAAACCUGCUCAUGCACCAUGGUUUUUCAAACUCGGUACCCUUCGUGGAUUAUUUUGUGCUACAUCUGGCUGCUCGGCUUUGCACACACGGGGGAGGCGCAGGCUGCGAAGGAAGUACUCUUACUGGACUCUAAAGCACAGCAAACAGAAUUGGAAUGGAUUUCCUCUCCACCCAGUGGGUGGGAAGAAAUUAGUGGUUUGGAUGAGAACUACACUCCGAUAAGAACGUACCAGGUGUGCCAGGUCAUGGAGCCCAACCAGAACAACUGGCUGCGGACUAACUGGAUUUCUAAAGGCAACGCACAAAGGAUUUUUGUAGAAUUGAAAUUCACCUUGAGGGAUUGUAAUAGUCUUCCCGGAGUACUGGGAACUUGCAAGGAAACCUUUAAUUUGUACUAUUAUGAAACAGACUACGACACCGGCAGGAAUAUCAGAGAAAACCUUUACGUAAAAAUAGACACCAUUGCUGCAGAUGAGAGUUUUACACAAGGUGACCUUGGUGAAAGAAAGAUGAAGCUGAACACUGAGGUGAGAGAGAUUGGACCUUUGUCCAAAAAGGGAUUCUAUCUUGCCUUUCAGGAUGUAGGGGCUUGCAUAGCAUUGGUUUCUGUCAAAGUAUACUACAAGAAGUGCUGGUCCAUUAUUGAGAACUUAGCUGUCUUUCCAGAUACAGUGACUGGUUCAGAAUUUUCCUCCUUAGUUGAGGUUCGUGGGACAUGUGUCAGCAGUGCCGAGGAAGAGGCAGAAAAUUCACCCAGGAUGCAUUGCAGUGCGGAAGGAGAGUGGUUAGUACCCAUUGGAAAAUGUAUCUGCAAAGCAGGCUAUCAGCAAAAAGGGGACACAUGUGAACCCUGUGGCCGCAGGUUCUACAAAUCUUCCUCCCAAGAUCUUCAGUGUUCCCGUUGUCCAACCCACAGUUUCUCUGACCGGGAAGGUUCCUCAAGAUGCGAAUGUGAAGAUGGGUACUACAGAGCUCCUUCGGACCCUCCCUAUGUUGCAUGCACAAGGCCUCCCUCUGCACCACAGAACCUUAUUUUCAACAUCAAUCAAACCACUGUAAGUCUGGAAUGGAGUCCUCCAGCAGACAACGGGGGAAGAAAUGAUGUCACCUACAGAAUAUUGUGUAAGCGGUGCAGUUGGGAGCAAGGCGAAUGUGUUCCAUGUGGAAGUAACAUUGGAUACAUGCCCCAACAGACGGGAUUGGAGGAUAACUAUGUCACUGUCAUGGACCUGCUUGCCCAUGCAAAUUACACUUUCGAAGUCGAAGCUGUGAAUGGAGUUUCUGACUUAAGCCGAUCGCAGAGGCUCUUUGCAGCUGUUAGCGUCACCACUGGUCAAGCAGCUCCCUCGCAAGUGAGUGGAGUGAUGAAGGAGCGGGUGCUGCAGCGGAGUGUGGAGCUUUCCUGGCAGGAACCAGAGCAUCCCAAUGGAGUCAUCACCGAAUAUGAAAUCAAGUAUUACGAGAAAGAUCAAAGAGAAAGGACCUACUCAACACUGAAAACCAAGUCCACCUCAGCCUCCAUUAAUAAUCUGAAGCCAGGAACAGUGUAUGUUUUUCAGAUCCGAGCUUUCACUGCUGCAGGUUAUGGAAAUUAUAGCCCCAGACUUGAUGUUGCCACACUAGAGGAAGCUACAGGUAAAAUGUUUGAAGCAACAGCAGUCUCCAGUGAGCAGAAUCCUGUUAUCAUAAUCGCUGUGGUGGCUGUAGCAGGGACCAUCAUCUUGGUGUUCAUGGUGUUCGGCUUCAUCAUUGGAAGAAGGCACUGUGGUUAUAGCAAGGCUGACCAAGAAGGGGAUGAAGAACUCUACUUUCAUUUUAAAUUUCCAGGCACCAAAACCUACAUUGACCCUGAAACCUAUGAGGACCCAAAUAGAGCUGUCCAUCAAUUCGCCAAGGAGCUAGAUGCCUCCUGUAUUAAAAUUGAGCGUGUGAUUGGUGCAGGAGAAUUUGGAGAAGUUUGCAGUGGUCGUUUGAAACUUCCAGGGAAAAGAGAUGUUGCCGUGGCCAUAAAAACUCUUAAAGCUGGUUACACAGAAAAACAAAGAAGGGACUUUUUAUGCGAAGCCAGCAUCAUGGGGCAGUUUGACCACCCAAAUGUCGUCCAUUUGGAAGGGGUUGUUACAAGAGGGAAGCCUGUCAUGAUUGUGAUCGAGUUCAUGGAAAAUGGAGCCCUGGAUGCAUUUCUCAGGAAACAUGAUGGGCAGUUCACAGUCAUUCAGUUAGUCGGAAUGCUGAGAGGAAUCGCGGCUGGAAUGAGAUAUUUGGCUGAUAUGGGAUAUGUUCACAGGGACCUUGCAGCUCGCAACAUUCUUGUCAACAGCAAUCUUGUUUGUAAAGUGUCAGAUUUUGGCCUGUCCCGGGUUAUAGAGGAUGAUCCCGAAGCUGUCUAUACAACUACUGGAGGAAAAAUUCCGGUAAGGUGGACUGCACCUGAAGCCAUUCAAUACCGGAAAUUCACCUCAGCCAGUGAUGUGUGGAGCUAUGGGAUUGUCAUGUGGGAAGUAAUGUCUUACGGAGAACGACCUUACUGGGAUAUGUCGAAUCAAGAUGUCAUAAAAGCAAUAGAAGAAGGUUAUCGUUUACCAGCGCCCAUGGACUGCCCAGCUGGACUUCACCAGCUAAUGCUGGAUUGUUGGCAGAAAGAACGGGCAGAAAGGCCAAAGUUUGAACAGAUAGUUGGAAUUCUAGACAAAAUGAUUCGAAACCCAAGUAGUCUGAAAACGCCCCUGGGGACUUGUAGUAGGCCCAUAAGCCCCCUUCUGGAUCAGAGCACUCCGGACUUCACUGCCUUCUGUUCGGUUGGAGAAUGGCUGCAAGCUAUUAAGAUGGAAAGGUAUAAAGACAACUUCACAGCAGCCGGUUAUAACUCACUGGAGUCAGUGGCCAGGAUGACUAUUGAUGAUGUGAUGAGUUUAGGGAUCACACUGGUUGGCCAUCAAAAGAAGAUCAUGAGCAGCAUCCAGACUAUGCGAGCGCAAAUGCUGCAUUUACAUGGAACAGGCAUCCAAGUGUGACAUGCGGUUCUCCCUCACGUGGAGCUUAAGACUGCAGGAGAACUGUUCUGGCCUUCAGUAUAUGCAUAGAAUGCUGCUAGAAGACAGUUGAUAUACUGAGUCCUUCCUACAAUAAAGAGAAGAUUUUAGAAGCACCUACAGACUUGAACUCCUAAGUGCCACCAGAUUAUACAAAAAGGGAAUUUAGGAUCCACCACUGGUGGCCAGGAACACAGCAGUGACAAUAAACAAAGUACUACCUGAAAAACAUCCCAACACCUUGAGCUCUCGAACCUCCUUUUUAUCUUAUAGACUUUUUAAAAUGUACAUAAAGAAUUUAAGAAAGAAUAUAUUUGUCAAAUAAAAAUCAUGAUCUUAUUGUUAAAAUCAAUGAAAUAUUUUCCUUAAAUAUGUGAUUUCAGGCUCUUCUUUUCCAGAACCAUCUGUGUUUAUUCUGCAUAAGGACUUUGUUUUAGAAAGUUAUUUGUAGCUUUGGACCUUUUUAGUGUUAAAUUUAUGACACGUUACUACACUGGGUACCUUUGAAAGAAUCUCAAAAACAAAAUUAUGUGCAUAGUUGAGGAUAUGACUUUGUCAUUCAUGGCUUUGCUAUCCUUGCUGUGCCAUUUUGUUCUGUUUAACCAGUGAUGUUUUGAUAUUGUUUGCUGAUUGGCAGGUAGUUCAAAAUUGCAAGUUGCCAAGAGCUCUGAUAUUUUUAGCAGGAUUUUUUUUUUUUAAAUCAGACAACAUACUAACUUUUCAAUGAAAGAAAAAAGCAAUAAUUAUCCAUAAAUACUAUAAGGCACUUUUAACACAUUGUUUAUAGAGUGAUUUACUAGACAGAAUUUAAUAAAAAUGUCAAAUUCUAGGUUUAUGACUAUAAGACAGAAGACUGAGGCUUCAUCCGAAGAUGCUGGUGAAGGCGGGUCUGCAGGCCGGAGUUCUCCAGCAUUAGGGAAAACCUGGUCCGAGCACAUCCAGAGUUUUCAGACUUGUGACAUUAAGAAAUUUAGGAGUUGACCUAUAUUUUGUAUUCUUUCUUGUUGAAUGCAGUCCAAAUACAAAAGUAAAGAAUUCAGUCGUCUAUUGUUACUCUGAAGCAAGAUCAAUGGGGCAGUUCACUUCUCACCACUCAAAGACAAAUUUACCACAGAGACUUCAGUGAGAAGCAGAGUGAAGCAGGUAUUUUGUGUAUGAACACACAAACACACACACACACCACACACAGACACAUACAACACACAAAACUCUUUUAGAUCAAAACUCUUACCACAGAAGGAAGAAGUAAAGGGUCUGGCUUUUCUGUUUUCCACUUAUUUAUUAAACCAUAUUCUUUGGUUACUGUGUUAGGAUUUCAUAAGCAAUAAUUAAAUGUGUCUUUAUAGAUAUUUCAGGAAUGUAUACAUAUUUGAGUAAUGUUUUCAAAAGUUACAAAGAAUCAUGAACUACCCCAAACCGAACUGUUGUACUUCCAAAGAAAAUUGGGCUGUUUAUAAUGAUUUUCGUAGCGAAAGAUCCCAGGGAUCGGUCCUAAUUGGUGUUGUUUGGUAAUGUGGACAUCCACAAACAAACAGACAAACAGGUAACAAGCAAAAUCUGUAAAUGUUCCUUUGUAAAACUUGUAAAUUUUAUUUCUACCGUCUUGUUUUGUAUGCACAUUUCUCGGUAGUAGCUCUGAGUACAUUGAAAAUGCACUAUAUUUUUCUAUUUUACUUGCAGAGCUUCACAAAGAAACAGGUAUUUUCAGUGCUACAUGAUGUGUUCUCCCACAUUUAGGACCAAAGAUGGCUAUAGAAAACUUAAAUGGAUUGCUUCCCAAACCCCUCCCCACCCGUUUUUCUUUUUAAAAUCACUGUACAGUGUUAUUUGAUAUUUUAAUUUAUUUUUUGAUUGAGUAGAAAAACUCAUUUUAAUUUCACUAAGAUGUUUUUUCGUCCCUAAGGAAAAAAAAUAAUCUGUAAAAAUAGUUUUAAUUAGCAUAAUCCAGUCACCUAGACACUUCCAUUUGUAAUCUUUGUAAUAGACUGUAAAUAUAUUUUUGGAACUAUAACACAA
Chionomys nivalis (European snow vole) is the source of this 5290-nucleotide messenger RNA. RefSeq names its product EPH receptor A7 (gene Epha7). Gene Ontology annotation, cellular component: neuron projection; plasma membrane. Bases 260 to 3256 code for a protein of 998 amino acids. Gene Ontology annotation, biological process: protein phosphorylation; cell surface receptor protein tyrosine kinase signaling pathway; axon guidance. The transcript is spliced from 17 exons. The record is from RefSeq and is a predicted model, not a curated record. Gene Ontology annotation, molecular function: protein binding; ATP binding; transmembrane-ephrin receptor activity. Lineage: Eukaryota; Metazoa; Chordata; Mammalia; Rodentia; Cricetidae.